Molecule: messenger RNA, 2542 nt
Organism: Benincasa hispida (wax gourd)
Lineage: Eukaryota; Viridiplantae; Streptophyta; Magnoliopsida; Cucurbitales; Cucurbitaceae
Biological process (GO): regulation of DNA-templated transcription
Molecular function (GO): DNA binding; DNA-binding transcription factor activity
Source: RefSeq, a predicted model, not a curated record
ACUCUCUCAAAUGGCAAUUGUAAUUGUAAUUAUAAUUGUAGUUGUAGCUGAUAGAUGUUUUUCCAAUAAGAAAAAAGAAACCAAGCUGGUAGAUGCAAAGCAAAGGUAACAUAACACACAAAUAAAUACAUUUGGUUUAGGUUUACACAAACACAAUUCCCCAUCUCCCUCUCCUCCCAUUUUCCUUCCUUUCUAUAAAUUUCAUUUGGCAAAAGAAAAUUAAAAAAAAAAGAAACAAAGAAACAAAGAAGGGUAUUAAGGAUGGAUGGGGUGUGAGGCUUUCGGGUGAUUAAAAGCCCACAAAAAAGAGAGAGACUAAAAACUCAGCCUUGGAAAAAGCGCAAAAGAAGAAGAAGAAGAAGAAGAAGAAGAAGAAGAAGAAGAAGAAGAAGAAAUGUGGGAUCUGAACGAUUGGCCUGAUGUGAGGGAAGAGGAUGAAUGUUCCUCCGCUAAGACAUCGAUUGAAGGAGAAGGAGAAGAGGAGAAAGGGAAAAGAGUGGGAUCGGUUUCAAAUUCAAGUUCUUCGGCUGUGGUUAUGGAGGAGGAGGAAAUGGAAGUGGAAGGAUCCGAUGAGGAGGAACCCACGCCCACGCCCAUGGUCACUCGCCAGUUUUUCCCAAUGGAAGAAACUGAAGAAAUCCAACCUCCCCUUCAUCCUCCGACUACUAAUAAUACUUCUGCCGCCUUCCCUCGGGCUCACUGGGUUGGAGUCAAAUUUGGUCAUCCCGAUCCUCUUGCCCCUCCUAAUAAUUCUAUUAUUCCCACCGACCUCUCUCACCCCAUUAAGAAGAGCCGCCGCGGCCCAAGGUCCCGUAGCUCCCAGUACCGCGGCGUCACUUUCUACCGGAGAACCGGCCGUUGGGAGUCUCAUAUUUGGGACUGUGGAAAGCAAGUCUAUCUCGGUGGAUUCGAUACGGCACAUGCAGCUGCUCGUGCUUACGAUAGAGCGGCCAUUAAAUUCCGAGGAGUGGAAGCGGACAUAAACUUCAGCAUCGAAGAUUACGAGGACGAUUUAAAGCAGAUGGGAAAUUUAACGAAGGAGGAAUUUGUGCAUGUACUUCGCCGACAAAGCACUGGGUUCCCCAGAGGAAGCUCCAAGUAUAGAGGUGUAACACUUCACAAGUGUGGAAGAUGGGAGGCUCGAAUGGGCCAAUUUCUUGGCAAAAAGUAUGUCUAUUUGGGUUUGUUCGAUACGGAGAUUGAAGCCGCAAGGGCUUAUGAUAAAGCUGCAAUCAAAUGUAAUGGCAAAGAAGCUGUCACCAAUUUCGAUCCCAGCAUCUACGAGAAUGAACUCAAUCCGACGACUGAUUCAAGUAGCAAUUUGGCGGAUCAUAGUCUUGAUUUGAGUUUAGGAAAUUCAAGCUCAAAACAAAACGACAGCCCAAAUGGUUCCAUAGCUCCACACCAUUCUGAUUGGCAACGUAGUCAAGGAUUUAGACCUCUUCAGCUAAAUUUGGAAAAUGGAGGAAGUGGAAACAAAAACUACAACAAUUAUGUAGAGAGAAGAAAUAGAUACCUGGAGAGUGAAACCAUGCAGCUGCUGAGUCAAACGCACAUUCAAUCUCCAGCUUCAUUUGAAAUGCAAAGACACGGUCAAGCUCAAUUCAGCCGCCCGCAGACGGUUGGUGGUGCGGCAGAUCAGCCCCACUCCCAGAUAUUGCUUCACAAUCACAAUCACAAUCACAAUCCAACCUUCAACUAUCAAUUUUCAAGCAGCAGUAAUGGAGGCCGAAUAGUAGGAAAUGAUCUAUCACUAUCUUUAAAUGAUCAACUUCAAUCGGGGCCAUCUCAAGUUCUUACAACUGCUGCAGCAUCAUCAGGAUUCGCACCCCAGAUUAGACCUUCCAAAAAUUGGCUGCAGACAACUAUGCCAGCCGUUAUUCUUGGCUCUGUUACGAAAGAAAGUGGUAGACUCCCCUAAUGAGGGAUUUUAGGAGAAGACUGUGGUUCUCCUUUCUCUCCUCCACCCAUUCUCAUCACUCUGCAGAUAUUUCCAGAUUGCGAGACAUAAUGUUCUCUUCGACAUUGGAAUCGAUUUCUGCCAUUUUCAGAAAGUGAACACCGUCCUUCCCCUUCUCACAAUGUUUCCGAACUUGAUUAGACAAUGGCUUUCAUUGUCUCAUGAGACCAUCUUGACAUCUAAACAUAAUUUUUCCUCCUAUUUCCCCAUCAACAAACUUCUCCCCUCCCAAAAAGAGAGAAAAAAAAAAAAAAUCAUGAAAGCUUAAUUUUGUUACUUUUGUUUUUCUCUCUCUCCAUUUCCCGAUGAGAAUUUAGAAAGAAAGGAAAAAUGAAGUCCCCCCAAAAAGAAAAAAAGUUAGUAAAAAUUGAAGGUAAUGGAUGGAGAAAAAGCUAUUUUUUUUUUUUUUUUUAUAUAAUAUUUUUUAAAUUCUGACCGAGGAUUCAUUGUGUGCAUUAGCAGCAAUUCCCAAUUCCUUAGACAUUUGCUUUGUUUUGUCUACCUACGCGCUCUAUAUUUACCCUAUAUUUGAACUCUCUUUUUGAGUAAUACAAAUAAAUAUUUGUUAGAAAAAAGCGGCAA